GAAGCGGAAGCAGCGGCGGGAGUGAUUUCCUGUCUCGGAAGGAGCGGUUGUUGAAGUUGCGCGCUGGGGUCUGCGCUGACCUGAGGCACCGCCGGCGGCAGCUGCCGCGGCCGGGCGGGAGGAUGCGGCGGGCAGAGAUGAAGCCUGGGAAAUCAUCACAUCCAAAGGAUUUACUUGGAGUAAAAGAUCACUGACUUCUACAAUGGAAAAGUCAUGGAUGCUUUGGACCUUUGUUAAAAGAUGGCUACUAGCUUUGGCUUCCUGGUCUUGGAGUCUCUGCCGUAUUUGUCUUUUACCCUUGAUAGUAACUUUUCACUUGUACGGAGGCAUUAUACUACUUAUAUUAAUAUUUGUUUCAAUAGCGGGUAUAUUAUAUAAAUUCCAGGAUGUGCUGCUUUACUUUCCUGAACAGCCCUCUUCAUCACGCCUUUACGUUCCUAUGCCUACUGGUAUACCACAUGAAAAUAUCUUCAUCAAAACCAAAGAUGGAGUCGUUCUCAAUCUUAUUCUGCUGAGAUACACAGGGGACAAUGCAGCGUAUUCUCCAACCAUCAUUUACUUUCAUGGGAAUGCAGGCAACAUUGGCCACAGGUUGCCAAAUGCUUUGUUAAUGCUGGUAAACCUGAAAGUAAACUUAAUUCUUGUUGAUUAUAGAGGGUAUGGGAAAAGUGAAGGAGAAGCAAGUGAAGAAGGUUUGUACUUAGAUUCUGAGGCUGUGUUAGACUAUGUGAUGACUCGGUCUGAUCUUGAUAAAACAAAAAUUUUUCUUUUUGGCCGUUCCUUGGGGGGAGCAGUAGCUAUUCACUUAGCUUCUGAAAAUUCCCAUAGGAUUUCUGCCAUCGUGGUGGAGAACACCUUUCUUAGCAUCCCGUACAUGGCCAGCACUUUGUUUUCUUUCUUUCCAAUGAGAUAUCUUCCUUUAUGGUGCUACAAAAACAAAUUUCUGUCCUACAGAAAAAUUGCUCAGUGCAGAAUGCCUUCUCUCUUCAUCUCUGGGUUGUCUGACCAGUUAAUUCCACCAGUUAUGAUGAAGCAACUGUAUGAAUUAUCCCCAGCUCGGACUAAGAGAUUGGCGAUCUUUCCUGAUGGAACUCACAAUGACACUUGGCAGUGCCAGGGUUAUUUCACUGCACUUGAACAGUUCAUCAAAGAAGUAAUAAAGAGUCACUCCCCUGAAGAAAUGGCGAAAACAUCAUCUAACAUAACAAUAAUAUAAUUGAUGUUCUUCUUUGGGGUGGGGGGAGUACCUGCACUGUACCUUGAUUUGUGAAAAGUGGUAAAAGAAUGUCCAUUUUUAAAUGUAUGUCAUGUCUGUACUUGCCUAAAGAGUGAAAUUAAACUUGGAAAGGUCUGAUGCUUUAUUAAGAUAUUCCAGAUAACUUUUACAUUUGCAGCAUUGUAAAUGAACCAUUUUAUGUCUUUCUCAUACUUUUUUGGUAUCUGUCCAUAUAUUCCAUUUGUUUGAUAUGUGCAAUGGAUGCUAUUAAAGGAACUUGCUACAAAAGUAGUACAGAAUGUGUUAGUUUAGAACAACGGGAAGCUCUUCAGUACUCACUGCUGAACAAGUGAGCUUUUUGGACAGUCAUGGUUAGCACAAUGAUUUGUUGCUUUUCUUAGAGUUUUUUUAAAGUGUGCCAUGCAUGAGAUUAGUGUUUUAUUCCUUGAAAUUUUAUAUUAUGCAAGGUGGGAAGUCUUUAAUGUGCUAAAUAAUAUAAAAUAACAUUAAUGGUAGAGUAUACUUGCAGGUAUACUAUCCUGGGUUAUUACUGGUUUUUAUGGUUAUGCGUACGUAUCUAUUUCAAACUGCACCUGAAGAGGAAGAGACCCUUUCCCUGUUUUCAUUUUACUAUUUGUAUUAUAAUAGUGCCCAGACAGUUGUAUGUGCCUAAACAUAAUGACUUCAGGAUUUUGCCCAGGCAAUUUCUUCAUAGAACAUAGAAGUAACCCUCAAAAAGAGCAGCAUGAUCUAAGCUCCUUACAGCCCAAGCUCUCCUCACUGACGUACAGGCAAACUAUUUGUUGGUAUUAGUCUGCUUGUGCAUUUGAGGUGGGAUUUCCCAAGGCAGAGUGGGUGGUGUGACAGAAAGGAGUGUCAUACCAGGUAAAAGUAUGUGUUUGUGUUUGAUUUUUUGUUUCUUUUUAGGCUCUAACCACAUGAUUAGAGAUUAAUGUAUACAGUUGGUACAGUAAGGAUACCAAAAAUGAGCAGUGCAUUAAAUUUAGUAGACCUAAGCUUAGUUGGUCUAAAAGAGAAAACAUUUAUUUUAACACUUUUACCCAUUUGCUAGCAAGAAGUCUUUUACGGUUCUGUUGUACCAUGUGGAAGUCGCCUAGGCACCAGCAGAAGUGAGUUUUCUUUAGCUCUGCUGGGAUUUUUGAAGCUAGUUUCACCAUUUCAGAGCCAGCAGGACUUAAAUUGAGAGAGUUUCAUUCUAACUGAAUGUUGGGGUUCUCGUUUGUUUGUUUAUAGGAGUCCUUAUCCUAGGUAGUAAUAUCAAAGUUUUAUGCUGUUAGCUCAGUCCAUGUUGGAGUGUGGGGCUGUUUCAAUCUCUUCAGCAGGUUUAAUUUCUCAUUUACUGCAGCUAAUAGUUUGCCUCUUCAAAAUAUUUUUCAUGUGAAGAACAAACUGGAAAAUUUUCCACACAAUCUGUACAAUUGCCCUUUGGAUUGAAAUUUUUAAAUAAACUUUUCUGCCAUAUUGUCCUGAUUCAGAAAAGCAUCUCAGCACACACUUAAAAUCUGUUUCCUGAUGGACAGUGGUAUUUUAAGCUUGUGCUUAAGUUCACUGGUUGAAUAAAACUGCUUUCCUGAACUGAUGCCUUAAUGGUUAUGCCUCCUAAAAUUUAUUACAUGGAGUUACAGGUCUUGUGUACACAUGGGUAAUAGUUGUCAGCAGUUUAUCCAUAGGGUGACAUCUUUACUUAAAUGUGAUAUUUUUCCUUUUUUUUUUUUUUAAACAAACAUAUACAUACCAGAAGUUGCCACCUUCUCUGGUAAGUGUCUUUUGUCAUACUAUUAUUAAGGUUUUCUUAGAGUUGAUUGAAAAAGCUGUAGAUGUUUUGGGAUAUAUGCAGUUUUAAAUCUGAGUGAACCCAAAACUCAUCUCCUCAGCUUUCCAGUGCUGGUAAUUUUUGAGGGGCAGGCGGCUGGGGAAGGUAUGUUGGUGAAGGCUGGGGAGCGGGGGUAGGGGGUGUGUUUAUGUAGCAGAAAGGAGUUAAUAGACAGCAUUCCCUUUCCCUGAUGUAUUGAAAAAUGACAGUGUCAGCUGAUUGCAUAUAUUGUUUCAGCUACUUCACAUCGCUUUAGAACCAAGGUGGAGGGAGAGAAGGAAAAUAAGUGGGCAAAUACUGCUUUUUCUGAAAACAAGUUAAUAAGCCAAAAGAAUAGAUUACUUGGAGACAGAAUGAAGAGAAAGUAAAUAAUUAUUUCAGAAGUUGUCAUAACUUGCCAUUAAUACCAUUGUUUUUUUUUCAUAAAAUGUUGAUUUCUAAAGUAAUGUGUCUUCUUCCUCCACUCCCUGCCAAAAACCUCAACUCAAAAUAUCCUCAGUAUGAUGUGGCACUAAGAUACAAAGGAAGUAUUCUUACUUGGGCACGCAGUUGCUAAGUGGAAGUCAAAUGCAUGGCAUUGGAUGGUGGCAAUCUGGAGCUCUUCAGAAUGGACUGUAUCUGUACAUAACCUUAGAUUAUCAAGCCAUAUCUUUUCACUAUAUUGUCUGCAGGACAUAAAGAUGAAACAUUGCAUAGUUUUGCAUAUGAGGAGAUAGAAUUGUCAUGUACGGAUCCUUUACGCUCCAUGUGGUUUCUUCCACCUUUCACAUACGCGCAUUUUUACUUCUCUGAUAAUGGGUUGGGCGCGUACACUUGUGAAUGAACGUCUGUUACCAUUCUGUUCUUCACUGCGUUGGCUAUGAAAUCCACUGAAAGAAAAUGGGAAGGAAAUGAUUUUUUUUUUUUAUGCAAAUAUUCCACUGCUGUACGUAUGAUCUCUUAGCGGAGGGAGAAGGUGGGAAGAAACUUGUUUUGACAAGUCAAGGCUUGUUUUUAUUUUUAUGGUCUGUGUGGUGGAAACCCACAGUUAUCUGCUGCUAAAAGCCAUUUUCAGACAGUGAACUGCAAGCAACAUAGCACUACUAACUUUACAUUGCCAAAAGGUGUAUUAUGCUACUGUUUAAUUUACUCCAUUUAACACUAUAACAUUUUCCCUUAACAAAUUUUCAUUUGUAUAUAGAUGUUUCCCAAGUAUUUGUUCUGUAUAUAUAAAUUUGUAUUUUGGGAAGAGGAAGUUGAGUUAUUUUCAUGGGUUUGUAAGAAAACCUCUUGGUUUAAAUAUGCUCAUUAAAGGAAUUGUCUCUUUUAUAAGAGGAACUUUAAGUUGUUUUGUUUUUUUGUUUUGUUUUUUUUUUUUAAAUAAAAAAAUGAGGGAGUCAGGAGUUGAACUGGAACAGCUGUAGCAGUAGAGUCCUUGUAAGGAAGCAUCCAGUAUAAGACCUCAUGUGUGCACAUGUGUCAGUGGUUUUAAUUAGUGGAAAUACUUGAGGCUUCCUGCUAAUCCAAGUUUACAUUCCCAACUUUUGUUUUCUGAAGUGUAAAAUGCGAAGAGAUAAGCUGUGCUUUCAUCUGACGAAAUGUUAACUGGUGUAGCUGCCCUCAUGUCCAUUUCUCAGGUAAAAUUAGAAACAGAGCACAAAUAAAAUUGGUAAGCUACGGACAAUCUCUCAGUUGAAGGGCAGAUGGAUUAACUAUUCAUACAAAAUAUGCAUAUCAGCAUCUCUAAGCUAAUCAUUUGUGUCACGUUGGGUGUUCACAGUGAAGAAUGCAAGGCUGAAUUGAGAGUCCAAGGUAUGGUCUCUUCUAUUAGCAAAAAGAGUCAGACAUACCUCCAUUUGUAUUUCAUAAUUCAAUUCUUGAGGAGUACAUAUUUAUUUUUGUUAAUGACAGGUGAUUUUGCUAGGGGCACUUCUGCCAAAUAUAAAAUCAGUGCCUCUUGCAUGCAGUGGGAUCAGCCUGGUGUAUCCCAUUAAGACUAAUUUACAAUGCCAUCUUGCUUGUAUAAUUUAGAAUAGAACCUUCCAGAAGUGUAAAUAGAGAUAGCAUAUUGAAGUUCUAAAUAACACUUGUGGUUUUAAUUCAGAAAGUGAUUGAAUCUAUGAUGCAAGCUUUUUGUUUGAUUUUUCUUUAAUAUAUAGUUAAAGCAAAAAUGUCUUAUGAAGUAUUCUUAAGUUUUGUAGACAAAGCGUAAAUGUUACUGUGUAUGUGCUAAUCGUGGCAAAGUUUUACAUUCUCAUUCUAGUCUGGUUUUUACAAUACAAUUAAUUUUACAGAAAACACUUUUCUAUUUUUAUGUACUGACAUAUGCAAUAAAUUGAUACAUUAAAAGU
Molecule: messenger RNA, 5380 nt
Organism: Grus americana (Whooping crane)
Lineage: Eukaryota; Metazoa; Chordata; Aves; Gruiformes; Gruidae
Gene: ABHD13
Product: abhydrolase domain containing 13
Exons: 3
Coding region: 203-1216 (337 amino acids)
Cellular component (GO): membrane
Molecular function (GO): palmitoyl-(protein) hydrolase activity
Source: RefSeq, a predicted model, not a curated record